CGUGUAUUACCAUCGAUAAAUAAUGUAAUCUAGCCACGUAAACAUUGUAGCCAAGGAACCAGAGGCAAUUUAAAACCAAGUGCAGCAGCUCGCCUUUCUGAGUUUUGUCAGGAACAUCUACGGAUAAUUGCAGAUUAUUUACGGUGUAAAAUUAUUUGUUUAUAAAUGCAAGAUGCGCCAGAAGUGUCUUAACUAGGCAGCCAGGACCAAUGAUGAGUUCCUGUGCUCCAAGAACUUAUUUACCUGACAGGUCUUGACAGCACACAGGAACAUCAGACCCAGACUGAUAUCAUGGAGGAAACAAAGGGAGAGCUGGUACAUCUGUGUAUGGACUAUCCUGAGGGUCUCUCCAUAUUCAAGAUUCACAACCUUUACCUGAAGGCCUACAACAAGCCUCUGGAUCUGGGAUGCUCAAACAGGUUGUUGGCACUAGAGACACUGCUGAAGACCAUGCCUGACCAGCUCCGCUUCUCCUCUACUGGAGGACUGACUGUAUGGCCUAUCAUGUCUCGUCUACAGACAACCACCUCAUCAUCUUCCUCACCAUUAGCAUCAUCGUCAGCAGCAGCUAUAAAACGUCCCACUGCACCWGGAUGCUCAGCACAGGAUAUCAGCAAAGCUGUGUGCCUGAACAGGCUCAGAAGAGAGGUGCUGCUCAUGCUCAGCGCCAUCCCUGGUGGUGUGGAGGUGCCAAAGCUUUGUGCCUGCUACAAGCAGAUGUACGGCAGGCAGCUGACCCUCGGAGAAUAUGGGCUGGCAGGCCUCCAAGAGCUGUUUACUGCCCUGGGGGACCAGGUGUGUGUGGAGAGACAGGACAAGAUGAACUUGGUUAGGCUGAGCAGUCCUGGCGACCAGAUGGAAUACUCACAGCCACAGCAGGAGCCUGUACGGGAGAGGAGGAGGAGGAGAGAGGAAAAAGAAGAGAGGGAUGUAAAUAAAAGCCCGUCAGGAGCUCUGCUCAGGAAGACAGCGAUGUCAGAGACUGAGAAGGCCCAGAGGAAGAUCCUGUCCCUGGUGGAGCAGCACCCAGAGGGGAUCCCCCUGAACAAGCUGACGGUGGCCUACAGCCAGAAGUACCACUGCAACCUCACCCUGUCCUCCCUGGGCUUCAGCUCCACAUCUAGCCUGGUGGCCUCUCUGGAUGGGGAGCUCUAUGUGGACAUGGACCUGGUCUUCCACAGGAGCCAUAGAGGAGCCGCCGGAGCUCCAGAACAGGCAGGGGGAGACCAGGUUAACAUAUCCCGCAGGCCUCGGUCUGGGAAGGACCCACCGUCGAGGACCCUCUCCCCCAGAGCUGUACCACUGAAAACCCCACCUCUGUCUACUMCCCCGAUCACCUUUGGUUUCAGCUGUGGUUCUGGGUCUGAUCCCCUACAACCGGCCCCAGGCUCUCGCUAUGGGCCUCCCCCAAGCUCUGGGUCUUCCCUUGGGGCUACCUGUCCUUCUAUUCCCCCCUCUGCUGUCCCUCGCUCCUCCCCUCUCCUUUCUUUCUCCAGAACAGUGAAAGAGAAUGAAGAGGUGACUCGGGAAGAGCUACUAGACAGAGUUAAAGAAGUGAUAAAGGUGUACCCCCCUGCUGCCACAACUAUCGCCCAACUACAGAACGGCUACUUGCUGCGCUUUGGGAAGCCACUUCCUCUCCAGCAGUACAGGUCUCUGUACGACAACCAUGAGAAACAACCUGCAGCAUCCUGCGCACUUGCAGUCCAGGGAAAGACAGGAGCAGAGAAACCAGCAGCCACUCCAAAGAAGACAGAGCGUGAGGGACAAUCUGCUCCUUCCACACUCCUGAACAACGGAUACGUGCAGGACCGGAUGCACUCUAAAACAAGGUCUCCCCUGCUACGAACAACAUCACCAGUUCCAUCCUCAUCCCCGUUACUCUCCCAGCCCCCCGUCACUCCACAAAUCCCCCAGCCUGGUACCUCCGCAUCGGACUCUGACUUCCCUGCACUGAAAGCGGAGCUGAGGCUGACCAAAGCCCAAGAGCGGAGGCAGCUAGCUGUGGGACAGAGGGAAGGAAACUCCCCUGUCUUCAGAGAGGCCUACCAUGCCCAGCUCAGGGAAGUGCAUGGGGCUAACGUGCGAGCUGUGGAGGCGCAUGCUGAAGAGGAGGAGGAGGAGGAUGGGAUGAGGAGGAAGAGGAAGAAGGCUCUGGAUCCUGAGGCGGUGAAUAGUCUGGUGGAGGACGUCAUACGAGACAUCGCAGCCGAGGGAGAACUUGUCACCAGAGAGAAGGUGAUCUCCAGGGUGUGCAGGCUGAUGCAGGUCCGCACUCUGGAGGCAGGCAGGAUAGACCUCCGCUGGCAGAUACCAGCUCUGAAGGACCUGCAACGCAACCUUCGAGAGAUCAACAUGUUCAUAGAGUCUGCAGAGGCUGUGACUGCGAUGUGUACCCUGUAUGAGUUGGGUCAGAACCUGGCUGGUCUGAAGAACAAGAAGCGUUUUGAGGAGCUGAACCUGGGGCCGCUGUGUAAACUGCCUCUCAUCCAUCGCAUGUUCAAGAUAGACAGCAACACCAAGGACGAGGACAUUCACCAGAUAGAGACUGUGGACAUACUGAGGAGUCUGCGUGUGUUCAGGAGGAAACAGAAUAAGCCCAAGGUGGACCUGGCUGAGUUUAUGAAGCACCUGUCUGACCAGUAUAGCUGUGACUCUCCCUACGAACUGGGCAUUCGUAUACACAGCGUGGGCCUGCCCAUAGCCACCUUACAGAAGGCGGUGAGCUCAGAGCAUGUGUGUAUGGAGCGUGCCCGGGAGGCCAUCCAGAGGGAGUUGGAGGAGGAGGUGGGGGAGAGGAUGAGGAAGAUGAAGAGGGUCGUGAUGGAUGGGGCACAGGGCCCCGUCCUCUUCUCCUCUGUCGGGAGUGCCGAGCUGAGGAAGAAAUACGUUACCAUGACUGCAGCCGAUGCCGUGCUCGAGGUCUUCACCAACGCGUCCGGGGUCUUCAACCCCAAGAUGACCAAGUCGGUGCAGGACUUCAUGCUGCGUGUGUCAGCUGACCGUCUGGCCAGGGCCUUGUUCCAGCUGGCUAUCUGUGGGGGGUCGCUGGCUGCCCCUCAGGACCUGGUGCCCAAAGAGAAGCCAGCCAGACACACUCAGGAGAGGAGAGCUGAGGAGAAAACACAGGCCACACCACCCAGCGAAGCCGCAGUCAAGCAGGUCCUGAAGGACAGCCUGUCCAAUCACAGCUUUCCAUUCACCCUGGCCCAUGUGGCGUCUCUGGAGAGGAAGUUAGCCAAGCACUUCCAGGUCACAGAGUUCACCUCUUUGGAUCAGGGCUCCUUCCUGGAGUUCCUGGUCAAACAGGCUCAGGUCCUGCAGGAGACAGUAGGCGGUGCUGUGGUCGUGGGCAGCAGUAGUGGUGGUGGUGGUCAGGACUGGCAGGGCCAGGGGUGUGGCUUCAGACCCAACAGACAAGACGUGUUUGAGUUUAUCAGACAGUGUGGCACUACAUCAGCCAACGAACCAGACGGGCUGUCCCACAUCGAGUGGUGUCUGAGAGCCCACUACGGGGUGAGGGACAGUCGAGACCUGGGGCUGGGACCUCUUAGGACCUUGGUGGGACUGGUGCAGRGCCAGAGCGAGCUCAGUCUGGGAGGAGGGCUCAGCCAUGUGCUCUACGAGGCAGCCCUGCUCCCCAGAGACGCCAGCAGUAGCAGUAGUAUAGGUGAGGCCCAGCAGAUGGUGGGUAUCCUAGGGGAGGUAUCUCAGACCCAGGCCUUGUCCUGUCUUCUCUCCUGCCCUCUACUGGAUGAGCUGGGUCAGUGGAGCCAGUGGGAGCUGGUCUUCAGGCCCCGCCACGGACCCCUUAAGGACUUCAUCGACAGGAACGCUGCGAGCACAGACCUGUCAGCGUUGGAGGUAUCCCCAGGUGUUCUCCUGCGGGUCACCACCUGUACAGGGGACAAGCUCUUCUCCCAGGCAGCCAUGACCCUUGACCCCGUGGGCACGGCAGGACACCUGGUCUCCAUGGUGGUGGCUGAUGGGACAGCCAACGCCCCCACCGCCCUCCUGGCCAAUCACAUGGAGAGCUCUCUGGCGGCGGCGGUAGCAAAGGAAGAUCUGUCACGGGCUGAGGAGGAUGGGUCGUGUUUCAGCUCUGUGGCUCUCUUCCUCCUGGACUGUCUGAUCCGCAUCCCCACCAGAACCUGCCGGGCCCUGCUGCAACAGGUGUUUCUGGAGCCCUUCUCUCGGGUGCUGGGUGGCCAGGCAAAGUCUAAAGCGGUGCUGCUGUCUACAGCCCGGUCCAACCUGCGCCACCUCAACUGUCUGCACCAGCUGGGCAUCGUGCUUGGCAUCACAGACUGGGUCAAGGACUACCACACCAAGCUCAGCCCACCACAGAACCAGGACCUAAACCAGAGCCAGAACCAGGCCCAAACACCACCAGUCGACCAGACCAAGGCUGCUCCUGUGGAUUCUGUGAGCAGAAGUCUCUCUCAGACUCUCAGUGAGGAUGAGGAGUUCCCAGAGAACUACAGCUCUGACUCCUCCCACCCCACUCAGCCACAGCACGCAGAUCUUCGUCCUUCAGAUGGCUGGGAUGAAGACGACGAUGAUGAGUUGUAUGAGCUGACCUCUGAGAUCUUGGAGACACUCGGAGACACACACACCGAGAAAGACGGAGAGGAUGACCUAGAGGAAGGAAAGUCAUUGGCUGAGCCUGAGAAAGCGGACAAUGCUGAUAGCCAAUCAGAGAGCAGAGUGGAUUGCCACAAGGACAUAAUUGAUGACAUCAGGAAGAGUGAGUUUGGUAUUGGAGUAGAGCUGAAUGAGGAGGGUCAGAGGUUGAUGACUGUUCACCAGGAGAGGCUGGGGCGCAGUCUGGACCGGCUGUCCACUGAACUCUACAGCAAAGACACACACUUUGUACUGGAACUCAUACAGAACGCUGAUGAUAACAGUUACCCGACAGAGGGGGGCACGGUCCCUGCACUGGCCUUUGUUGUGGAGAAAGGCUGUGUGACUGUCCUGAACAACGAGACAGGCUUCCAGGAGAAAAACAUCCGGGCCAUCUGUGACGUGGGCCGCAGCACCAAGGGCAAACACAAAUACGGAUACAUAGGUCAGAAGGGAAUAGGUUUUAAAUCCGUGUUCAAGGUGACUGACUGUCCUGAGAUCCACUCUAACGGAUUCCAUCUGUGCUUCAACAAGACCAGUGGCCCCAUGGGAUACAUCCUGCCACACUGGGUCGACGACGAGAGACCUCUCAACACACACCUGGCCAACCACACACAUACCAGCUGGACCACUAAGAUCUGUCUGCCGCUGCGCUCGGAGUGCUACCAGACCAGAAACCUGUUCCACGAUGUCCACCCCUCUCUGCUGCUCUUCCUACAUCGCCUACGAUCUAUCACCAUCUACAACCAGGCUGAGAAGCGGAUGGUGACCAUGACGCGUAGAGACCUGAGUCACAGCGUCCUGGAGGUGGAACACACUGAGGGAACAGAACGCUGGCUGGUGGUCAAACACACACUGCACCCCACCAAGAUCAAAGAUGAAGUGGAGUCCACUGAGCUCGCCCUGGCCUUCCAGCUGGGUGAUGACCUCACAGGAAGUGACAUCCGAGCCCCGCCCCAGAAGCAGCCAGUCUUCGCCUUCCUGCCUCUCCGAAGCUUCGGCUUCCGCUUCAUCAUCCAAGGUGACUUUGACAUUCCUUCUUCUCGUGAGGAUGUGGACAGAGAUAGCUCAUGGAACCAGUGGCUCCGUUCUGAGAUCCCCCAACUCUUCUUACGCGCCAUGGACGUCUUCAGUGAUCACCCAGAGUUCAGUGGGCUGAAGGGCCUAUGUAAUUUCCUGCAGUUUGUCCCUCUGCCUGACGAGGUGCUCGACUUCUUCAAGCCUGUCGCCGGGCAGAUUAUACAGCUGCUCAAGGGAAAGGCCUUCUUACCCACACUCAACACAGAUGGUUCUGUGGUCUACAAGCUACCCUCCCAGGUCGCUGUGUGUCGGGAUCCGGUCAUUCGCGACGUGAUUGAUGGAGAGGAGCUAAACAGACACCUGUCUCUGUCCUAUCUGCAUCCGGGCCUGCUGCCAGCCCCGCCCCUAUCCCUGCUCACUCACCUGGGAGUACGACACCUGAGGGGGAGUGACGUCACCACAGUAACAACCGCCAUGGCCAAGGAGCUGUUGCAGGGAGAUGGUGUCAACUCAGACUCAGGCCUGCGUCAUCUGGCCAGGUUGUUGGUGUGUAACUUCCGUGCGUUGGAGCAGGGCUACGGAGAGACAGACUCUAUCCUGACCACCCUCAGAGAUCUACCCAUAAUCCCACUGGCUGACGGGCGCAUGGUGGCACUCAGCGGAGAGGGAGUCUUCUUCCCCAUGACUGAGACCAAGAAGCACAGCAACACAGGUGUAUAUGGAGCACUGUACAGGGAUGUGUGUGUGGUCCACCCGUCUCUGCUUUCCUGUGUGGAACCACUGGAGAGCCAGCAGAUCCGAGAGCUGCUCAGGAGGCUGGGAGUCCACGAGCUAGAGCCACAGCAACUGCUUGAGAAACACAUAUACCCUGCCCUGAAGAACAACACAUGGAAGUCCAAGCCGGUGGAGGCAGUGGUGAGCUACCUAGUGUUCAUCAAGCAGCACUCCUCCCCUCAGGAGUACACUCACCCAGACACUGUAGUACCGGUACUGACCACAAGGGGACUGCUCUGCCCUGCUGACCACAAAGUACACUUCUCUACACACUACGGCAAUAUGGACCUGCCCAACAAACUACCAGGUGUGGACUGGGUGUUGCUGAGUGGUUGUUAUGUGGAGACAGAUGGAGACGUGGAGGGAUGGAGAGAUCUGUUCAUCAGGCUGGGAGUCAGAGAGAGACUCAUACUGAGGAAAGAGAGAAUCACUCUAACUUCUAAAGAGCUGGCCUCCAGUCCCUGGGCGGUGGAAAGUGAGUUGUGGCCGGGUAGAGCAGGCAGGGCCGGAGGACCAGAGGAGGGGUGUGUGCUGGAUGACUACCCCAGCGAGGAGCUCCUCUCUCUGGUCACGGCACAGCUGCCUGCCCCUGUCCUCAUGGAGCAGAGACGAGCCCUGCUGGAGCUACUGGAGACCAACUGGGACACUGGUGACCGGUACUCUCAGUAUCUCACAGCCCAGGUGAUUGACAGCGAGGGCCGGCUAAUCAAGAGCACCAAGUCCUCCUUUUUCCAUUUCCUGUCCUGCCUUCCCUGGGUGCCGGCCUAUUGUCUGCAGGCAGGUGCAGAGGGAGGGAGAAAGGUGGAGUAUCUGUGUCCUAACUCAGUCUACCUGUACUCACCUGAGGUGCACAAUCUACUGGGGACUCACGUCAGCUAUAUUGACAUGACCCCCAGCGAGUUCACCAGGACUCUAGGAAUGAAGAACAGCGUCACUGUGGAGGAGCUGAUUGGCUACCUGAAGAAGUGGUGUGUAAAAACAUGCUCAGCUAGUGGUCCAGAGGGGCAGGAGAAGCAGGAAGAGGAGGGGUCAGAGUUUAGCUCAACUGUGCAGCACGUCCACAGUGUGUACUCCUUCCUGCACAAGAACUGUUCUCAGACCAGCCUCAAGGAGCUGUUCCAACAUACACCGGCCGUCUUCAUAGAGUACAACAGGAACGGAGACUGGUGUUCCGGUAGGUUCUACCACCUGAAGGAGGUGUGUUGGAGCGACCCCACCGAGAUGUUUGUCCGCUACCGGGAGCUGACCCGCGGGGCUGACAGUACGGUACAGGAACCCAGAGUCCUGGCCCCCUUCUACAGCAAACUGGACGACAUGCCGGAACUCUUCAAACGGCUGUUAAACGUGGAGCGCACCCCAUCCAUGCUGCAGUACGUGAUUCUACUGGAGCUGGUGUGUAACUCCUGUCCUCUACCUACUGUAGAUGUACUCCGAGAUGUGUCCAAACUCUACGCCAGGCUGGCUGACAAGUGUAAAACCCGUGGACAGGGAGAGCAGGAGCACAACCUAAGCAUCAACCCCAGAUACUGUUCUACACUGAAGGGGAUGUUGCUGGAUAAGAGGGUGUUCCCCACUAAGGACAACAGCUGGGUGACUCUAGCCCACAAACCCAUGAUACCAGACAGCAAAGAGCUGGAGAAGAUCUUUAAGGCCCACAAACAGGUGUGUCUGCUCAACCUGCCCCUCCCAGAGAAGAAGCCAGCARCCAGGACCAAGACUGGACCAUCCCAAGGUUGGUCUGUCAGUGCGGGGUGGUUCAGUGAGGAGGAUAGGAAUCUGUUCCUGGAGAUCUGUGGCUUACGCUUCCUGUCCCAAUGUGUCAGUACUGAGGCACAGACAGAGAACUACAGACCCUGCCCCUCCAUGCAGUGCCUGGUGCGGUCUGUGGUUCCCUAUAUCCAGAGGUUCCUCUACCACCACGAGGACCUGCAAGAACUCUACUGGGAACUAAAGAAGAACAACAUCCGACAGACCAUCAGACAGCUCACCUACGGACAGGUAGGUAUGCUGUACACGCGGUACCUGCUGUCUGUGAGUGAUGAGGAGCAUCCCGUGGUAGAGAUGGAGGAUGUCAUAUGUCUACUGAAGGACAACAAGGAACUCUACAUCCAGAAAGACCACCUCUCAGCCAGGCUCGACAUCUGCAGAGAGCUGGUGAAGCUCUUCAGCUUCGAGAGCAGUCACAGGAAGGAGCUGGUGCACUUCCUGAGUGGUCUGAUGACAUCACUGCCYGACAAUGCAGCUCUAAAGAGGUUCCUUCAGAAGGAGUGCCCAUUAGAACUGCCCAGUGAAGAGGAGGCAUGGGAGGUCCCUCAACCUGUACUACCUGUACAGCCAAUACCAGUGGCAUCACCGGUUGUCUCAACCCCAGAAGAUGAGUUCCGUCCUGGGCAGGAGGAUGGAGAGCAGACCCUAAUGUGUUGGCCUCCCCGCGCCUCCCUCUCCAACACAGCAGCCAGUCGCACAGAGCGCCAGCAGACAGCAGGACCAGUGGAGGCGGUGUUGAAGAUGUGGCCCCCUCCGGCUGAACCCAAAGACAGCCCCAGCCAUGGCUCCAUCUCCAACUACAGCCCCAGAGAGAGAGACCCAGAGAGGGAGAUGGAUGCAGGGAGAGAGGGUGUCCAGAGCGCCCGCGAUGGCACAGCGGAGCACCAUCCKAACCAUCUGGGUACCAUAGAGCCCAGUCAGGAUGCAGCAGUGGAAGCAGAGCAGAACGCAGACAGAGCUGUGGCAGGUAGAGAGUCUGGAGGAGAGAGGCCCAACACUCACAGAGCCAGCCAGCACACUGCAGGAGGCCCAGACCAGCACAGACCAGACAAGACCAGUGGACACACGCAGCAACCCUUCAGUACCACCAUUCCAGAGGGGGUGGUCUCCAGUGUGUUCCAGGGGGCUAGCCAGCGUCCUCCCCUGGCCCUGGACUCACCUGUUUGGGCUAAACCUCAGCAUCCUCAGGCCCUCCUGGAGGACCUGCAGCUUGAUUGCCAGAGACCUUCCACGGUACUGUUUUCUGACGAUCAGAGGGACACAGUGGCCAUCGGGGAGUGGGGCGAGAAGCUGGUCUUCUCCUUCCUCUGUCACUGGCGAGACAGCCAGUCCCCCGGGGGGCCCAGCCUGGUCACCUGGUACAACCAGUGCGGAGAGAGCGGCCAGCCCUAUGACUUCAAACUCAUUUUCAACCUCACCCAGGAGGGGGAGUCAGGAGAGGGGGAGGAAAAAGAGGAGAACCAAGAGAAGAAGAAGCGAGGGCUGGUAGUGAGAGAGGUGUUUGUGGAGGUGAAGUCAACGGUGAAGAAGGACAGAGCGUUCAUCCACCUCUCAGCCAACGAGCUGGACUUUGCUCUGAGGGAGAAGGAGAGGUAUCACGUGUUCAGGGUGUACAACGCAGGCGACUCCGAAAAGGUCCGUCUGUGUCGUAUACAGAACCUGGCCCAACACCUCCAUGCUAAAGACCUGGAGCUCUUCCUUUUUGUGUAGCCAAAAGAAGUGCACUAUAUAAGGAAUAGGGUGCCAUUUGGACYCAACCAAGUAUGUCUUUCUUCCUGAAUGUGUCUUUUACUGUCCCUCCAGUAACAUUUGGAUUCAGGUCUGUGGAACAUACCAUUUGAUACCAUAAUGUAGAUGCCACUUUUGUUGAAUUUGUUAAAUUUAAUAGCAUAAAAAAUACUUACUUUAUUAACACAGUUCCCUAGUGAAUGACAAGACGAAUACCAGCUGAAACAACUGUCAUUUAUUUCCUGAGUGCGUCUUAUCUAUGGUAACAUUUGUGUUGAUGUUUGUUGAAAAAAGUUGCUUCCCAUAGUUUAUUAACUGCUUAUUUUAUCAUGCAAGCUGUUUUUAUCUACCUCUUGUGUAAGAGAGGGGUCGGGUUUCUAUGUUAUAGCUAUUGCACUAUAGUCAGAAGGACUGCAGAGAAGACUUUUACUGGUAACUAAUGUUUUACAUGGAUUUGUGCUGCCUUUUUAAACAACCUUUUAAAUGCACAGAUUUUCGUUUAAGAACCUUUUAUAGUUUGAAGAUGUGUUGAAUCUUGACUGGUCGGAUGUAAGUGAACAUACACUUACGAAAUAUUAGGUUUAUGCCCUGUUCUCCGUCCCAAGCAAGUUGACAGUCAGGACAUUCCCUGGUAUUCAGUCAGUUAUAUUGUAAUGUCAUACUGGACUGUGAGUUAAGUUAUACAGUUUUGAAACCGAGAUGAGGUCUUUUAUUUUUGUCUCAGUUCUCAACAACAACAAAAAAGAAAAUACUGAACAACUGUUGGUGUUAGAUUUGUUUUUAUCAUUCCGUUGAAAAAUAAAACCUCUUUCCAGGUAA
Molecule: messenger RNA, 10731 nt
Organism: Salvelinus sp. IW2-2015
Lineage: Eukaryota; Metazoa; Chordata; Actinopteri; Salmoniformes; Salmonidae
Source: RefSeq, a predicted model, not a curated record